Aspergillus campestris IBT 28561 is the source of this 1190-nucleotide messenger RNA. RefSeq lists its product as uncharacterized. Lineage: Eukaryota; Fungi; Ascomycota; Eurotiomycetes; Eurotiales; Aspergillaceae. The transcript is spliced from 2 exons. The coding region runs from base 177 to 968 and encodes 263 amino acids. The record is from RefSeq and is a predicted model, not a curated record.
UCCAUACGGUCAUCAACUGUCGCCUAAACCAUCCAGCGACGCAAUAGAUCGUAUUGUCUUUGUUCACGGUUUGACCGGGUUCCCCUUCAAGACGUGGUACAAUCCAGAGACAAACUUUCACUGGCCGUUCAGCGGGCUAACCAUAGACACGGCUCGCGUUUUCGCUCUCGGAUACGAUGCAGACGUGGCCAGCAUUUGGCAGUCAGUCUCCCAGCCGGGGAUCGAUAACCAUGCGCAGAAUCUGCUCGGUGCCCUGGCAAGGUUUAGAGAUGACACGCAGUCUAUUCGUUCGCGUGAUAAAGUCCGCGGACUAUCUCGUCCAUCAAACAGCCAGGGAAUUCCUGAUGAAUUCGGAGAAUCCGGAGAGUGAAAGCGUAGAGGCGCCGUGGAAGGGGUUCCUCCGUCUCGUGGAAUCGAACAUUAUCCUGGCGGAGCGAUACAUCUGGUACCUGCUGCUUGUUUCGUUUGAGACCGAGCUCCUGGAACACACAUUGGUUCGUGACAAUGUCGACCCCUCCGAAGGUCCUUGCCCGGGAUACAUUAUCCGCCAGUACCUGAGCAAGUACGACUUCUUAUCAUACUCCGCAUUGUCCUGGGCCACCCACUUUCGAGAAGCUGAUAUCCGCGCGCACUCAGCAACUUCGCAGCUGUCAUGCGACCUGUGUAACACGCGGAUGAAGCGUUUCCAACUGUGGCUACAGAUCUACAAGCUGCUGAGCACAGAAACGACCCGGUGUUCUAUGCACAACACGGACCUCCAGGUGCGGUGCCACUUUGAACACGAACGCGCCGAGUCAUUCAGGAAGGCGAUCAUCCCUCUCCAUAUAGCAACCAAGAUCGGCUCCGCGGCCGUGGUAAAUUUGCUACUACGGAGUAGGCUGGGGACGCUAGGGACUCAGAGAAUCGCACCCCGUUGCAUUACGCCUGCGGUGGGGGGAUCUCUGAAACCAAGGUCGGUCUGCUCUUGAACGCGGGCGCAGACCUGACGGCACGGACCGUAGGCGGACAGACGGCCCUCAACCACGCUGUAAUGUUAAUUCGUAGGAAAAUGCGACACUAUUGAUUCUCUGAGGCGCCAACGUGAACACCCAAGACGACGGCGGGCAAACCCCAUUGCACCAGGCAGCUCUGCACGGACUGGAAGAGAUCGUGGAUAUUCUGAUACGAAGCGGAGCAGAUAUUGAUGCGAU